Tuber melanosporum (Perigord truffle) is the source of this 831-nucleotide messenger RNA. RefSeq lists its product as uncharacterized. NCBI's taxonomy places the organism in Eukaryota, Fungi, Ascomycota, Pezizomycetes, Pezizales, Tuberaceae. The coding region runs from base 1 to 831 and encodes 276 amino acids. The record is from RefSeq and is a predicted model, not a curated record. Gene Ontology annotation, molecular function: hydrolase activity, acting on ester bonds. The transcript has 4 exons.
AUGAAGUCCUCUGGUCUCUUUGCUGCCCUGAUAGCUCUCUCUGCCAUUGGCAUUUCCUCGGUAUCAGCAGCGAAAAUUCUUAUGGCGGGCGAUUCUACAAUGGCACACUGGAAGUCUUCUAUCCAAGGAUGGGGAACCCCCUUCUCACAAUACAUCGACCUCCCCAUAAUCAACCUCGCUCGUGGAGGCCGUUCAGCAAGGUCAUACUACCGCGAAGGCCUCCAGGCAGAACUCAUUUCCCAGAUCGAAGCAGGAGAUUAUGUCAUUCUUGAAUUCGGCCAUAAUGACGGUGGGAGCCCUGCGACGAGUGAUCGGGCUCCGACCUGGGGAGAUGGCGCACAAACCACCGUGGUCAAACUUGCCAACGGAACGGUAGAGACUGUGCAGACGUUCGUUACCUACGAAAAGUGGUUCAUCAGGGACGUCAUCGGGAAAGGAGGUUUCCCCGUUGUUUCCUCAACAACUCCCAACGGCGACGCCUGGAACCCCGCGCACACCGAAAUGCUAGCGCCGAACCGCUUCGUCCCAUAUGCUAAGAUGGCUGCCGGGAACUUUACAGAGGCGACAUAUAUCGACCAUUACGAAUUCGUGACGAUCGCCUUUGAAACCCUAGGAUACACAAACGUAUACCCGAAGUUGUUCCCUAAUGAUCAUACACACACAUCUCCGGAGGGUGCGGACAUCGUUGCUCAAGCGUUUGUGAAUGGGCUUAAAUGCACCAAUCAUCCGCUUGCUGGUUACUUGACGUAUGCAGGGAAUGCGUUGGAGAAGAAGUGCAGGUCUGUGGCCCUGUUUUUCUUUUCUUUUUCUGCCCAUGAGAGGAAUUUGUGA